Messenger RNA from Trichoplax adhaerens, 660 nucleotides. RefSeq lists its product as hypothetical. The transcript is spliced from 5 exons. Lineage: Eukaryota; Metazoa; Placozoa; Uniplacotomia; Trichoplacea; Trichoplacidae. Gene Ontology annotation, biological process: translation. Gene Ontology annotation, molecular function: RNA binding; structural constituent of ribosome. The record is from RefSeq and is a predicted model, not a curated record. Gene Ontology annotation, cellular component: ribosome; cytosolic large ribosomal subunit. Bases 1 to 591 code for a protein of 196 amino acids.
AUGAGUACCCUACGUUUGCAGAAGCGUUUAGCUGCUAGCGUACUAAAGUGCGGAAAAAGAAAGAUCUGGUUAGAUCCUAAUGAAACGAACGAAAUCUCUAAUGCCAAUUCAAGGCAAAAUAUCCGCAAGCUCGUAAAGGAUGGUUUAAUUAUCAGAAAACCUCAAAUUAUCCAUUCUAGAUCCAGAGUAAGAACUGCGAUGGAAGCACGCAGAAAAGGUAGACAUCGAGGAUACGGUAAGAGGAAAGGUACGGCAAAUGCCCGUAUGCCAGAAAAAAUUAUUUGGAUGCGUAGGAUGCGUGUGUUGAGAAGAUUACUGCGUAAAUAUCGUGAAGCAAAGAAGAUCGAUAAUCAUAUGUAUCAUGAAUAUUACGCUAAAGCCAAGGGUAACGUAUUCAAAAAUAAGCGAGUACUUAUGGAGUAUAUCUUUAAGAAGAAAGCUGAGAAAGCUCGUGCCAAGAUGUUUGCGGAUCAAGCCGAGGCUCGUCGUGCUAAGAAAAAGGCAGCUCGCCAAAGACGUGAAGAUCGUAUCACUGAGAAGAGAAAUGAGCGCCUUGCUGCAUUCGCCAAGCAAGAUGAAGCUGAAAAGUGAUCUACAACUGUACGACUUUUUGUAAAAACAGAAUUAUAUACGUAGAAAAAUAAAAUUGUGAGUUCGUUG